Cygnus olor (mute swan) is the source of this 2480-nucleotide messenger RNA. RefSeq names its product zinc finger protein 777-like. The coding region runs from base 116 to 1621 and encodes 501 amino acids. Gene Ontology annotation, molecular function: DNA-binding transcription repressor activity, RNA polymerase II-specific. Gene Ontology annotation, biological process: negative regulation of transcription by RNA polymerase II. Lineage: Eukaryota; Metazoa; Chordata; Aves; Anseriformes; Anatidae. The record is from RefSeq and is a predicted model, not a curated record. The transcript has 6 exons.
GCUGUGGGAGUGCGGCCGGCGGGGACCGGGGCCGGGGCCGGGGCCGGGCCGGGGGAGGUGGCGGGGGCCGCCCCUCGGGGCCGUCCCGUCCCGUUCCGUGCCGUUCCCGGGGGUCAUGGCGGAGCUGCACGCCCGCAUCGAGGCCCUGGAGCGGCGGCUGGAGCGGGCCGAGGCGGCGCUGAGGGAUGGGGGAGCCUGGGGGCUGCGGCUGCCCUCGGUGCCUGUGACUUUCGAGGACGUGUCGGUGCAGUUCAGCACGCAGGAGUGGGCCCUCCUGGAUGACGGGCAGAAGGAGCUGUACCGGAGCGUGAUGCAGAGCAGCUACGAGAUGCUGGUGUCCCUGUACUGUGACCUAGCCAAGCCUGAACUCUUAUCUCGGAUUGAAAAGGAAGAAGAGCCAUGCGUGCCAGCGGAGCCGGACCUGGAGGGAGCGGUGGUGCCCCCAGAGCCAGCCGCAGAGCCCGGCUGUCCUGGCUCCGUGAGCGGUGGAGCUCUGCAGGCGGAGGAGUCCCGUGAGGGGAGCUGCAGGGACCUGGAGGGCAGCAGGAGCCCAGCGGCCGCCCCGGACUGCAGCACACCACGCAUCCUUCAGGGAGCCGUCGGCACCCCAGCGGAGCUCAGCCGACCGGGCCCCUCUCCGCCCUGCCCUGUCUCCAGGUGCUGCCGUGAAGUGGUGAACCUGAGGCCGCCUCCAUCUCCCCCCUCUGCGGCAGCAGGUGCUGAUGUGGGGAUCCCAACAGAGGUCCCGCAGGAGGAGGUUCCAGCGGAGGAGCUGGCGGUGCCUCAACGGCCGCUGGAAGGGCUGCAGAAGGAGGACCUGAAAGAUGAGGGGAACGGUGGCCGGGGUCUGGUGGCAGACGUGCCCAGAGAGCUGGGCAGGGAGCAGAUCCCGGGCCUCUGCCAAGCAGCGGUGUGCGCGGAUCCCAGCCGCCCGGUCACCUUGCCGGGAACGCCGGUGGAGAGCGCCUGCAUGGGCAGGACCACGACCUGCCAGCGCGGCUCCUCUCGGGAGAAAUUCUACAGGUGCGUCGUGUGCGGGAAGAACUUCCUGCUCAAAAUCAACCUCAUCAUCCACCAGAGGAGCCACAGCAACUGGGUGCCGUACGUCUGCAUCGACUGCAACCAGGCCUUCAUGUCCAAGAAGAAAAUCAGGCGCCACCUGCGGAUCCGGGCGGCCACGGGGUUCUGCCCCCCCUCCGACGCCAAGGAGUGCGCCAGCCUGCCGCCCUGCCCGGCCGCCCAGCCCCGCGCCCAGAGGAGCGGCGCCGCGGCGCAGUGGGAGAAGCCCAGCCCCAACCGGUACCCGCUGCCGCCUCAGAAAAUUAUGUAUACGUGUAGUGAAUGCAUGGAGAACUUCUCCAGCCAGAACUUCCUGAUGCUGCACCAGAGGAUGCACGCCGACCUGCAUCACUUCACCCUCUGCGCCUGCUGCAACAGGAGCUUUGUCUGGGCCUCCGAGUUGCUCCGCCACCGCCAGGCCGAGCGGCCGUACUGGUGUGGCGAGUGCCAGAAAGCCUUCAAGCGGCACGACCACCUGUCCGGGCACCAGAAGACCCACUCCAGGAGGGAGAGCCCGUACGAGUGCAGGGACAAACUGCCUCUGUCAGUGGCACCUGUUUAAGUGCGGGUGUGUGAAGUAGGCAAUGUAGCCGGAGAGAAGGGUCAGAGUUGGACUCGAUGAUCCUUGUGGGUCCCUUCCAACUCGGCUUGUUCUAUGAUUCCGUGAGAGGACGGGGGUCAUUUCCCAGGGACAGAGGGCUGCUGUUGUCCCCUCUCUCCCCCUCCUUGGCCACGAGUCCUGGGCAGCCUGGCUGGAGCUCACCCUGCCCUGCCCAGCGUGUCUGCGCCCGCCGGCUCUUUUUGCUGGAGGAGCCUCUGCCGUGGGUGAGGACCUGGUGCGGGUGAAGGACUCUUCCUCUGGUUGGAGGUGUGGAUAGAUGGCUGUCGGAAAGGUGUGCUCCCGACAGCUGAACGUGGCUCUGUCGUGCUGCUAUCAGCCUCCAGCUGAGCACCUGUGGGACCGCAGCAUCCCCGCGGUGCUGCAGCUGCUCUGCCAGGCCAGGGUCAGGUCCUGGCACUGACGGGCAGCCAGGGGGGCUGCAAGCACUGAUAAAAGCUGGCGUGGGGUCUUUCCUCCCCUUCCGGAAGUCGCCGGGGAGAGUAAGAGAAUGUUAUGGAGCCAAAGAGCUGGAUAGGAUGCUAAUGGGAAAAUAAUUUGGGGGAAAAGUGUGAAAGCAGCUGGGAGCAAUCCCUGUGCAGGGUGAGCACCAGAGCCGGGGCUGGCAGGGGGUGGGAGCAGGCGUGGGGAGCGGCGAGGUUGGGUUCUGGCGGAUGAAAUGUGCGGACGGGGCUCCCGCGGUGACAGUGGGGUCGCCGUCGUGACUUUCCCUGUGUGCCUUUAUCCUGCGGGCCGUGGCCCACUCACCCACCACGGCGUGGGGCAGCGGCGGGGCUGGAAUAAAGAGCAGGAGCCGCUCGUC